AUGUCUUCAUCAUCAUCAUCAUCUGCUGUCAUCAAACUCGCCAUCCUCGACGACUACGCUGGCAUCGCUCCAGCUCAUUUCCAACGUCUCACACCAAGAUUAGGACUGGAAAUCCACACGUUCCCAGAAACACUAAAUAUACACAAUCCAGACGAACACGACGCUUUAGUCCAGCGCCUACAACCGUACAGCAUCAUCUCUUCGAUGCGUGAACGGACCCGUUUCCCCCGAUCACUUCUGGAGAAAUUGCCCACCUUGAAACUCCUCUUGACGACAGGCGGGCGGAACGCAGCUAUCGACACGGAGGCAUGCAAAGAGUUAGGGAUCAGAGUCGUAGGCACAGGACCCAAACCCAAUGCAGUGCCGGGUUACGAUUCGACCAACGAGCAGACGUGGGCGCUGAUUUUGGGCUUGCUCAGAAAUGUGGUGGAGGGCGAUACGAGGUUGAAAACGACAAGUGACAAGUGGCAGACUGAUCAAAUAAACGACACUCAACACAAUGACCACGACAACAGCGGUCUCGGCCAAGGCCUCGACGUCGACCGCUUCAGCCCAGCCCUGGUGUCAACUCUCGCCGGCAAAACGCUGAGCAUUCUCGGUCUCGGACGACUGGGGACCCAAGCGGCCGUUACAGGUGCUCUAGGGUUCGGCAUGCGCGUGCUGGCAUGGUCUAGCAGUCUUACGCAGGCCAAAGCCGACAGCUUGGCUGCGUCGCGAGGGUUGCCUGCGGGUUCGUUUGAGGUGGCUUCCUCGAAGGAUGAGCUGUUUCGCCGCGCGGAUGUUUUGAGUGUCCAUUACGUUCUGAGCGAGCGGUCGCGCGGGAUUGUGUCAAAACACGAGUUGAGUCUGAUGAAACCUACUGCUAUACUGGUCAAUACCUCGCGUGGACCUCUGGUUACAGAGUCGGAUUUGGUUGAUGUUUUGGAAAAGGGUGCUAUCAGGGGCGCGGCGCUUGAUGUUUUUGAUACAGAGCCCUUGCCGAAAGAUAGUCCGUGGCGUAAGGACAAUUACUGGGGCAAGGAGGGCAGGAGCCGCCUUUUGCUGAGUCCGCAUUUGGGUUAUGCUGAUCUGGAGACUAUGCAUCAUUGGUAUGAUGUCCAGGCGAGCGUUGUGGACGAGUGGUUGGCUCGAGGAGGUCAGAAUGAGGUUGCGGCCAUCAAGAGCGGGCCGGUGAUUGUGUAA
Messenger RNA from Exophiala dermatitidis NIH/UT8656, 1182 nucleotides. Its product is annotated as glycerate dehydrogenase. Gene Ontology annotation, molecular function: NAD binding. Lineage: Eukaryota; Fungi; Ascomycota; Eurotiomycetes; Chaetothyriales; Herpotrichiellaceae. The record is from RefSeq and is a predicted model, not a curated record. Bases 1 to 1182 code for a protein of 393 amino acids. The transcript has a single exon.